Wasmannia auropunctata (little fire ant) is the source of this 1293-nucleotide messenger RNA. It is a transcript of the gene TrpRS-m, whose product is annotated as tryptophan--tRNA ligase, mitochondrial. NCBI's taxonomy places the organism in Eukaryota, Metazoa, Arthropoda, Insecta, Hymenoptera, Formicidae. The record is from RefSeq and is a predicted model, not a curated record. Gene Ontology annotation, cellular component: mitochondrial matrix; mitochondrion. Gene Ontology annotation, molecular function: ATP binding; tryptophan-tRNA ligase activity. The transcript is spliced from 6 exons. Bases 120 to 1253 code for a protein of 377 amino acids. Gene Ontology annotation, biological process: mitochondrial tryptophanyl-tRNA aminoacylation.
GGCAACACACUGAAGCACGCAGUCACGCACCGUGUUCGCUGUCGAGUGGUCGCCGGGAUCCUAACCUCACAUUCGGCGUUAAUAAAGUCGAUAUACAUAUUUACAUAUUAAUUUGAAACAUGCUGAAAAUAUUGCGAGCUGCUGCUCGUUCGGAAAGAAUUCGCGCAGCGAAAUCCGAGGGGCUUAGACGGUGUAGCAAUCAGGCAACGCAGACCGAAUAUCCGAAGAGGAUAUUCUCCGGGAUUCAGCCUACGGGAAACGUACAUCUGGGAAAUUACUUCGGCGCCGUUCGGAGAUGGGUGGAGUUGCAGAACUCUGGCGAGUCGGUCCUGUGCAGCAUAGCGGACUUGCAUUCCAUUACUUUGCCGCAAAAUCCCCAGAAAUUGCGGGAGAACGCUCUGCUGAUGGCCGCGACGCUGAUAGCGUGCGGCGUGGACUUCAAGAGGAGUAUCUUGUUCCAGCAGUCCAAAGUGCCGAUGCACACGGAGCUGUGUUGGAUCUUGUGCACCGUCACGACCAUGGCGAGGCUGGCGCGUCUGCCGCAAUUCAAGGAGAAGAGCGAGUCCUUAAAGAACGUGCCUCUAGGCUUGUAUAUCUAUCCUGUUCUACAGGCAGCUGAUGUGUUAUUGUACAAAGCGACCCAUGUUCCGGUCGGGCAAGAUCAAGCUCAGCAUAUUCAAUUGGCGCAAGAUUUAGUGCAGAUUUUCAACAGACAGUUUGGACAAACCUUUCCGGUACCACAUGCCCUCAUUAGCGAUGGUCCGAGCCAGAGGAUCAAGUCUCUACGCGAUCCUACGAAAAAGAUGUCAAAAUCAGACACGGAUCCCAAGUCCAGAUUAAGUCUCUUGGACGAACCAGACGUAUUGUUGGAGAAAAUGAAGAAAGCUGUAACUGAUUUUACAUCCGAAGUAACUUACGAGCCAGAAAAACGACCAGGAGUGGCUAAUUUAAUUAAUAUACAUUCUUUGUUAACUGGGAAAACGCCGGAGGAAGUAUGCAUGGAAGCCGUAGGUUUGAAUACAGGACAGUAUAAAUUGGUAUUAGCGGAUAUAGUGAUAGAAAAAUUAUCUCCCAUUCGUAAAGAUAUAUUGAGGUUAAUCAGAGAACCUGCCUAUUUGGACGAGAUUUUGAAAGAAGGUGCAGAAAGGGCUACGGAACUCGCGACACAUUGUUGGACGGAAGUUACGGAAAAAGUUUUUGGUAAUGAUAUACAGGAUGUGAAAAAUAUAACAAACACGGCGAAGGUUAUGUAAAAUAUAUAAUUAUUUAUCGCUAUUAAACGUUAUAUUUAUA